AUGUCAGCAAAUUUCUCGCAUCUAUGUCUAACAGACGAACAACAACGGAUGUCGGGUACAACUUUGGAGUACAAUUUACAGAGAUACUUCUACCCGGCACUUGCAAUAUUCGGAAUUCUAGGAAAUGUACUCAAUUUAACAGUUCUAUUGAAUCGAAGUAUGCGAAGUCGAGCGAACUCAUUUCUAGCAGUUCUGGCGUUUGCUGAUAUCAUCUUUCUGUUUCUUCUUUUCCCGAAUAUACUGGCGAACUACUCGUUUUUCACAUUUAAUUGGUACUUUCGGUGGUUUUACUUGCACUCAAAGGUUCACUUGAUAUCCUUAGCCAACUGGUGUUCUUCGGUGGCUCAUUGGUGCGUGAUUGCAGUCUGUGCUGACCGACUUCUAGGUAUUCAGAAUCCGUUGUACGCACGUGCCACAUGGAGAUGGUGGAAACUUCCUCUUGUCACCACAGUCAUCGUAUUCACAUGCGGUCUUCUGACGUGUUAUCAGCACUUUGAAUACUUCUGUCUGGUUCGAUCUUACUGUAGAGAAACUCAACUCUAUUCAAGGUGUCUACCAGUAAAUGCCGAAAAAUGGUUUGGUCACCGCCCGAAUCCGUUCUCUGAUCGAUAUCAGAGCUUCAUCGCCAUGUGCAAACUGGCUCAUAUUUUUCUGAUGAUAAUCCUGCCGAUCAUCCUUCUUUUGUUCCUGAACUUGACACUGCUUUGGGCUUUACGAAAACGUCAGAAGCAUUUGUCGAUUGGAAAGGAUUUCAAUGCGGACAGGCGUCAAAAUGACGUUCACAUGCAGAAAACGGAACAUCGAGUGACAUUGACUGUAACGUUUAUUGUUACUAUGUUCACAUUGACCAAUGGACCAUCUGCACUCGUGCAUCUAGUCAUGUAUGCUACCCACGAGGAAUUGUAUGACCUGACAAUGAUAUCUAGCACACUUGUUAUCUGCGGAAAAGCUUCUAACUUCAUUCUCUUCUGCCUCGGAUCCAAACACUUCAGACUGCGUCUUCUUAAACUAACACGCAAGAAAAUCAACAGAAAAAUCGACUCCAUCACCGGUUCACUGGUUCAUACAACGAAACUCAGCACGGCUUCAUCUCGACGAACCUCAAUGCCAGUUCAAGAAAAGAAAAGAUCAUCAUCAUGUGCCCCUCUUGUUGCCAAGAAUAGAGCAUUGAGUACAGUCGAAACCAUCUAUCAACCACUUUUGAAUGGAACACAUCGAAAAGGAGAUCUCUGA
This is a messenger RNA of Caenorhabditis remanei, 1233 nucleotides long. RefSeq lists its product as uncharacterized. NCBI's taxonomy places the organism in Eukaryota, Metazoa, Nematoda, Chromadorea, Rhabditida, Rhabditidae. The transcript is spliced from 8 exons. The coding region runs from base 1 to 1233 and encodes 410 amino acids. Gene Ontology annotation, molecular function: G protein-coupled peptide receptor activity. The record is from RefSeq and is a predicted model, not a curated record. Gene Ontology annotation, cellular component: membrane. Gene Ontology annotation, biological process: G protein-coupled receptor signaling pathway.